Messenger RNA from Drosophila kikkawai, 791 nucleotides. RefSeq names its product pyridoxine/pyridoxamine 5'-phosphate oxidase. Gene Ontology annotation, biological process: pyridoxal 5'-phosphate biosynthetic process; pyridoxine biosynthetic process. Gene Ontology annotation, molecular function: FMN binding; pyridoxamine phosphate oxidase activity. NCBI's taxonomy places the organism in Eukaryota, Metazoa, Arthropoda, Insecta, Diptera, Drosophilidae. The record is from RefSeq and is a predicted model, not a curated record.
GGCCAAGCCACAGCCGGAGGAUUCACUCAAAUAGCACUCACCUGGAAGAGCCGCUGAAAGGCACAGAAGCCGCAGGACAUCGCAACGAAGAUCCAGAAGACACCGUUGAUCAGCCAAAAAUAUUACAGCAAAAAUGUCGUCGGAAUUGGCAAAAAUCAUGAACUUUCCCUCCCACCCUGUGGAGUUCUUCAAGCAGAUCCUGCAGGCAGCCAACAAGGGGAAACCGGCUGGAUCCAUCCAGGAAAUGAAUCUGGCAACUGUGGACGAGGAGUUUGGUGUCCUCAACCGCACUGUGCUCUAUCGCGGACUCACCAGGGAUAACUUUGUGUUCUAUAUCACUCAUCGUUAUACCCGAAAUUUUAAGAACCUUCAGGCCAAUCCCAACAAGGCCGGGAUUACCUUCUACUGGACAAAUGUCAGGGAUUCUGACGGCAAGGAGAGUACCUGGCAGGUGCGACUUAUCGGGGCCACCGCCGUGCAGCUUCCAGAAAGCGAGCUGGAUGCCCUGUGGGCCAAAGAGGACUUGGCGGCCAAAAUAAGGGGGCACAUAUGCCCCUGUGGCCAGCCAAUUGACCACGACGAGCUCAAGACGAAGCACGAUCAAUUCCUGCAGGAGCACCUGGCCAGUGGCAAGCCCAUCCCGCGGCCAGACAGCUACACCGCUUUCAAAUUUGAGCCCCAGCGAUGGGAUUUCCUAAACGUGGCCAUCAACCAGAUCGCCGACAGGGUGCAGUAUCGGCUCCAGGCCAACGGGCAGUGGGAGUCCAUGCAUGUGUCCACCUAAACCCCAG